Molecule: messenger RNA, 4287 nt
Organism: Salvelinus fontinalis (brook trout)
Lineage: Eukaryota; Metazoa; Chordata; Actinopteri; Salmoniformes; Salmonidae
Gene: wdfy1
Product: WD repeat and FYVE domain containing 1
Exons: 12
Coding region: 75-1307 (410 amino acids)
Molecular function (GO): metal ion binding; protein binding
Source: RefSeq, a predicted model, not a curated record
GAGAUUACAUUAAUCCUACUCAACCUUUUAGCUGUCAGCUGAUUGUCGAGUUGGGAGAAAAAGAAAACAUAGCCAUGGCGGCAGAGAUUCAUUCGAGGCCUCAAAGCUCAAGACCAGUUCUUCUAAAUAAGAUCGAAGGGCACUCUGACGCGGUCAAUGCUGCAGUUUUGAUACCGAAAGAGGACGGAGUGAUCACAGUUAGCGAGGACAGAACUAUCCGGGUAUGGCUGAAGAGAGACAGUGGACAGUACUGGCCCAGCAUCUACCACACGGUCUCCUCGCCGUGCUCCUGUAUGUCGUACCACCAUGAUAGCAGGCGCAUCUUCAUAGGGCAGGACAACGGGGCCAUUGUGGAAUUCCUUCUGUCUGAAGAUUUCAACAAGAUGAACCAUGUGAAGACAUAUCCUGCCCAUCAGAACCGUGUGUCAGACAUGGUGUUUUCUCUGGAGAGCGAGUGGGUGGUGAGCACCGGACAUGACAAGAGUGUGAGCUGGAUGUGCACCCAGAGCGGCAGUAUGCUGGGGCGACACUACUUCGGCUCCUGGGCCAACUGUCUACAGUAUGACAAUGACACUCAGCAUGCCUUUAUAGGGGACCACUCAGGACAGAUCACCCUGCUGAAACUGGAGAGACAGACCUACUCUACCGUCACCACACUGAAGGGCCACGAAGGUAGUAUUGGAGCUCUGUGGUGGGAUCCUGUUCAGAGGCUUUUGUUCUCAGGAGCGUCUGACCACAGUGUCAUCAUGUGGGACAUCGGGGGCCGCAAGGGACGAACACUACUCCUCCAGGGACACCAUGAACGAGUGCAGGCGGUGCGCUACCUGCAGCUGACUAGACAGCUGGUGUCCUGUUCUGCAGAUGGAGGCGUCACAGUGUGGAACAUGGACACUCCCAGAGAAGAGGCUCCUCAGUGGUUGGACAGUGACUCGUGUCAGAAGUGUGAGCAGCCUUUCUUCUGGAAUGUCAAACAGAUGUGGGACUCAAAGACCAUUGGGCUUCGGCAGCACCACUGCAGGAAGUGUGGCAAGGCGGUGUGUGGGAAGUGUAGUUCCAAGCGCACUACAUACCCUGUGAUGGGCUUUGAGUUUCAGGUGCGAGUGUGUGACACCUGCUACGACACCGUCAAGGACGAGGAUCGCACUGCGUUAGCAACGUUCCACGAGGGGAAGCACAACAUAGCCUUUAUGGACAUGGACCCUUCCAGAGGCCUGAUGGUGACCUGUGGCAGCGACCGUGUCAUCAAGAUAUGGGACAUGACGCAAGUGGUUGGCUGUAGCAUAGCAACAGGCUUUUCCCCACGUUGAUUAACCCCUGCCCCCGAUCGGCCCCCAAACUCGUGUCUCAUCCUUCUGGCUCCUCUUCUCUGUCUGGCUGCUUCUGUUCUCUCACGUCCCACUGGACGUUUGGAUGAAGAUACGUGUGUGCUGUGUAAAUGGGUGGGUACUAGUGUUGGUAACCAUUCGCUUGAUUUGGUGUCAGUUUUGUACGACAGAAGUUAAGUCUCAAAUGUGUCUCAGGUCUAACUUCCAGUGUGUACCCAUUCAGUGGAGCUCCAAGCACAAUGUUCUAGUGUGUGUGCGUGUGCGCAUGGGUGGAAGGAGCAGUGUUUUGUGUUAACGUAUGUUAGACUUCUGUCAGGUUUCUUUGACAAAGUGGGUCACAUUCCUCUUGCACUGUAACAUUGGACUGCUAACACCCAUCAUCCACAAUACCCUGCCCAACAGACACACAGGGCUCUCCUAUUGGCUGCUGACUUCAACGUUCUACAUUUUGAAAUAUUGCAAAUACUAACCAUUACAACACUGCUUUUAUAUAUGCACAUGCAUAGUGUGUACAGUAUGAGAUGCAGUGUACUUACCGCUGUAUAUCCCUUAAUGAUCAUGAGGUCAGUUUCUCUCUUUCUCGCUAGUCCUUCUCUUUCCACCUCUCUUGUCCUCUCUUCACUAGUUGGCCUUAUUAAACUCACUUGUUUGUCUCAAGAGGAGGAAAUGGAAGAGUCAUUAGCCGGCAUGGCUGUAUGUGCCCGAUUGAUGCUUGAGCCGUCGGCAUGACAACCCUUGCCGAGCCGUAGGCACAGCUGUUCUCCCCCAGACAUUGUCCAACUUCACCUCAGACACACCUAAAACAUAUUUUGUCAAUUUUCUGUACAGAUAUCACUUCUAGUCCUGAAAACCAAGACCCCAUACUCUAUUGCCUUUGCGAUAAGUUAAGAUGAAUUUGCGUAUAAUGAAAAACGGUGUAAGGUUUUGAAUGAGGUUUUUGUUCGGCUUUUGCUCUAUUUAGACAGGCACUUAGGUACUGAAAUGGUACUGUAUAAAAGUCAAUGUAGCACUAGUUUCCAUGCACGCUGAUGUUUUACACUGUUUCUUCUCACUGUGGGUAAAAUUAGAAGCUGCUUGCGUUUCCUCUAAGGCCUUAAGAGAGCGGGACGCCCCAAGCCUUCUAGAACCUUCAAACUGCUCACGACGCUUCUCACAUGUACGCACAUACACACUCUGCUCUGUAGCAUAGCUGCAUUUUACACUCAACCGUCACCCAUGAAUACUUAGCAUUCAACACUAUUGACUUGCUUCUAGUUUCUUUGUCACUCUCCCACUCUGUUUUGCUUCCAGAGCCCAAGAAGGUUCUCCAUUGCACUGAAAUGCACUACAUGUGGUUUAGAGAGCAGAUGCAUUUAAAACAAAAAUGUUUUUGUAAGUUUGCAUUUUGGGGGAUUUGCUUCAUUACGGCUUGAGUUACGUGGCGUCCUUAAACUGGUAAAUAUUUGGCUAAUUUGUGGUAGGUUAGACUAACGCUUGCCUAAAGGUAAACUGAACAUGACAUGGGAGUUCUGAUUUUUUUCAAAUGUAAUCCUAUUCCAGGUUUGAUCACCUAGUGUAUAAUAUUUAUAUUUGUAGCAAUGUGUUUCUGAUUGUGUCUGGAUGUUUAUGUCAUGUACACUUCAUGUAUAGGAUGAUGGUGGUGAGUUCACACAGACAGGAUGAUGUCAUUGAGAAAUCUGUCACAGAUAUGUUUACCAUGUCAUGUCAGAAACAUGAUGACAUGUCUGGGAGACAUGUUUAUGUCACAGAGGUGUUGACAUCAUAAAGAAAUUGUGACAUCACAGAGAUACAGGGGUGUUGAUGUCACAGAUGGACAUUGUGAGGUCACAGAAGGGGCAGGUAUCCUAGCGGUUAAGAGCGUUGUGCCAGUAACUGAAAGGUCGCUGAUUCGAAUCCCCUAGCCGACUAGGUGAAAAAUCGGUCGACGUGCCCUUUAGCAAGGCGCUUCACCCUAGUUGCUCUGGAUAAGAGCGUCUGCUAAAUGACUAAAAUGUAAAGUACAGACAUCAGGGAUGUGCAGUGUUCUUGGGGACACUUUUACUACAGUACAAUCAAGGCUCAAGUUCAGCUUUUUUUUUACUGUGUUAGAUCAAAAGAAAUCUCUGGUGCUCUGUAAACAUGACCCUAACCUUAACCCUCGGCGUUAUAGAGGAUACCGGCGUUAUAGAGGAUACCGGCGUUAUAGAGGAUACCAGAGUUAUAGAGGAUACCGGCGUUAUAGAGGAUACUUGGGACAGUUAACUGGAGUCCCAGUGAUUUCUGCUCCCAACUAGAUUAAUUCCAUUAUGAGGAGUAACCAAGAGCCAGUAACGUUUAGAAGCUAACAUUAGGUGAUUCCCUCCACAUAUUGUUCCCACCACAUUUGUGAUCAAUACUAUUCUCUAGGUAUGUUGGUUUGUAAUGAAGUAUAAGUCUGUUUGAUGGGUCGAUCCCAUGAAGAAGAAUGUAUAUACUUUUUACAUGAUUAGAUUAGUUAUUUUCAUCAUAUGGUGGGCAUACAUGUAAUUUGACUAAACCCCAUCCACAUUUUCACACAGGUAUUAAAUUGUAAGAUCUCAAACUGGAGCCGUAUCUAGCAGAGGAGACUACUGGGAGGAGCUAUAGGAGGACCAGCUCAUGGAAUUUAUGGAAUGGAGUCAAAUGUGGUUUCCAUGUUUGAUGUGUUUAAAACCGUUUCAUUUAUGCCAUUACAUUGAACCUGUCCUCCUGUAGCUCCUCCCACCAGCCUACUCUGAAUACUACAGUUUACGUUCUCUCUUUAACCUCUUUGUUGUCCUUUUAUCAUGUCAUACUGCUCGUAAAUAAUCUUGUUUUUCCGACCAUUGUUGUAUAUCUUUAAUAAUUGUAUUUUUAAAGAGAAACUCUUGAUAAUAUUGACAGUACUGACUUUAGUCUCCCUGUGGCACUGUCACGGUGAAGAAAGAAAUGAAAUCUUAAUAAAGAAAUCCAUUCAGACCUGUUA